Messenger RNA from Coregonus sp. 'balchen', 2393 nucleotides. NCBI's taxonomy places the organism in Eukaryota, Metazoa, Chordata, Actinopteri, Salmoniformes, Salmonidae. The record is from the annotation of a GenBank genome assembly.
UUUUUACCAGUGCCUGGGACUGCAGGAAACCAGCUUGAAGCAAAGAUUGACAAGCCAAGCCGUGUGCAUUGGAUGUGCUACAAAAAGACAGAUGACUUUUUCACACUUUGGAUUGACCUGAAUAUGUUCAUGCCAAUUGGGAUUGACUGUUGGAUCGAUAAUAUAAGGUGAGGGGGAGAAUGAAUAUGAUCCAUGUCAAAAUAAUUAUGUUUAGAUCUUAUGAUUAAUUCAAUCAUUGUAACUCUUAGGGAGCAUUUGCUAAUUGUUCAUUGUUGUAUCAAUAAAUAAUGCACUGUAAUAGAAGAGCGACGCAUACAACCACAACUCUAUUUUCACAAGUUUGAUAUUGAGUGCUCAGCAUUUUAGUGGUUGGGUUCAUUUCCUUAUGCAAUAACAUUCUGUACAUACUGCAUAUUUCCUGCUACAGAAUUGUAUACAAUAGGACAACUCGCAAGUCAUCCAAUUCUGCAGGGGUGUCUGUGAGAGUGCCUGGUUUUGGACAGACAUAUACUGUUGAGUUCUUGGACAAAAACAAGCUGUCAGGUGAGAACAACCAUAAUGAGGCCAUUUUUUCUUAUGUUUUCUUUUUGAUUAUGAUUUCAUUGAAUGAAAUCUUUCCUUUUCCAGGUUAUUUUAAUAAUAUGGUUACACAUUUGGUCAACAUGGGAUAUGUCCGCAAUGAGGCUGUCCGAGCAGCACCAUAUGACUUCAGAGUAGCUCCAAGUAAGUGACAUCAUGGACACACACACACACCAUCCAACUGAAAAUCACUUUCCUGUAGUGCAACUCAUUCAUUGUUUGUGCACACAUGCUUACACAUAAUGUGAAUGUUCCUAUUUGUCUCACCUUAUUAGACGAGCAGGAGGAAUACUUUGCACGACUGAAGAAGCUGGUUGAGGAUAUGUACGAACAGUAUCAACAACCACUUUACCUCCUGGGACACAGCAUGGGAAGCAAUUAUGUCCUCUACUUCUUAUAUCAGCAGACCCAGGCUUGGAAAGACCAAUACAUCAAAGGCUUCAUUUCACUUGGAGCACCCUGGGGUGGGGCAGUCAAGACCCUUCGAGUGCUAGCAUCAGGUACUGUAUGUCACAAUUUGGUGGACAGAUUGAACAACCUCCCCCAUAGUAGAAACAUGAUAUACUUGACAGAACCUGAUAACCGGGUUGAAGUAGAUCACAUUGACAGUAGUCACUUCAUAUUGCUAAAAAAAAUUUGACUUGCGGGUGAAAGUAGAAUUAAUUUAUUUCCCAGUACGGGACCUCCUAUAUAUGCACCUAAUCAUAGAAUUACAUAUGGAAUCCCUGUUAAUUCAAUAGGAUCUCUGUGGGCCUAGUUGUAAAGAUUUGUAAUUUAGCUUUUAAAAUGUAUUACUGGACCUUUUAUUGUGGCAUAAACACAACCAGUCAUGUUUUUAUCUGAUUGUCAAACAAUCACUUAAGAGCUUCUCUACUAGGCUAUCUGUGCACGUUCAUCCCCUCGCAACAUAUUUCCAGCCUCCAAACAGUGGUGAAUGGAAAGCGACAUCUGUUACACAAAACACCAAAAGUGCCCCCACUAUUUAUUUUGCCGGGACGCCAUACCGGACCGCCUUGCCCACAUCUUCAUUUUCUUGAAAGGGGGGUAGGUCAGGUUUGUCUGGAUUACUUUGGCGAGUCACACAUUGGCUGGAGAUUGCCAAGAGAAAAUAAUUGAUAUGAAAUGAUAACAAUUGUCUCCGCAGGUGAAAAUCUUGGCAUCCCACUGGUGUCCAACAUCAAGAUCCGGGAGCAGCAGCGGAUGACCACCACAAACCCCUGGAUGCUUCCAUUUGAAGAGGCCUGGCCUGCAGACCACGUCUUCAUCUCCACGCCAUCAUUCAACUAUACCCGCCAGGACUACCAGCGCUUCUUUAAAGACAUUGACUUUGAGGAUGGCUGGUUCAUGUGGGAAGAUACCAGAAACCUGACAGCUGGUCUGCCCCCUCCUGGUGUUGAGAUAUACUGCUUCUAUGGUGUGGGGCUGCCCACACCGGUUACUUAUAUUUAUGACGACCAGUUCCCAAAUGCAGACCCCAUAGACUAUGUGUAUGCUGAUGGGGAUGAUACAGUGGACAGUCUUAGCAUGGGUCUAUGUAAACGCUGGAUAGGGAAGCAAGCACAGCCUGUCCAUGUCAAGGAAUUCAGGUCUAUGCCCCACAUGGAAAUAGUAUUAAAUAGGAAGGUGAUCAACGUGGUCCAGAGUAUUCUGGAGGGAAGAUAUGGCGAAGAGGAUUCUACAUUCCAUGAGACUGAUGAACGUCCCAUUGAUUCCCCAGUCAUGCAAGAUCAGGCCCAGCCGGACCAGCCUCCCAAAUCUACACUGUAAACUUUUGGGGAGAAAAUGAUUCACCCUCCCAAUAUACAUACUAUUAC